Messenger RNA from Stomoxys calcitrans (stable fly), 1065 nucleotides. Its product is annotated as histone H1-like. Gene Ontology annotation, biological process: nucleosome assembly. Bases 1 to 1065 code for a protein of 354 amino acids. Gene Ontology annotation, cellular component: nucleosome. NCBI's taxonomy places the organism in Eukaryota, Metazoa, Arthropoda, Insecta, Diptera, Muscidae. The record is from RefSeq and is a predicted model, not a curated record. Gene Ontology annotation, molecular function: structural constituent of chromatin; DNA binding. The transcript has 2 exons.
AUGUCUGACGCCGCCGUUGUUGAAGCCACCGCAUCUCCAGUCGCCGCUGUUGAGAAAAAGGCACCUAAGAAAGCCGCUGCCAAGGCAAAGAAACCCUCUGCUGCCCCAAGCCAUCCACCAACCCAACAAAUGGUCGAUGCUGCCAUCAAAACAUUGAAAGAACGUGGUGGUUCCUCAUUGCCUGCCAUCAAGAAAUACUUGGCCAGCACAUACAAAGUUGAUGCUGUAAAAUUGGCCCCAUUCAUCAAGAAGUACUUGAAGAGCGCUGUUGCUAGUGGAAAAUUGAUCCAAACUAAAGGUAAGGGUGCCUCCGGUUCAUUCAAAUUGUCCCCAUCUGCCUCGAAGGAACCUAAAGCAAAGAGCGCUGAAAAGAAGAAGAAGGCCCCAGCCGGUGAUAAGAAAAAGAAGGCAGCAGCACCCAAAAAGGCAGCCGGUGAAAAGAAAGCCGCUGCAAAGAAGCCUUCCGCUGCUAAAAAGACCGCCGAGAAGAAGAAGACCGAAAAGGCCAAGGCUAAAACUGCCAAAAAGACAGGUACAGUUAAAGCUAAACCCGCAAAAACAGCCGCCAAAGCAUCAGCCACUAAACCAAAGGCACCCAAGGCAAAAACCACCGCUGCCAAGCCCAAAAAGGCUGCCGCAGCAAAGAAGCCAGCUGCCAAGAAGACCGCCUCGAGCGCCCUACACAUACCAUCGCCACCUGCCAAGGAGACUCCCUGUGUCCUGAGGAAGAAGUCUAUAUAUGACCCCGAUACUCCAUUGGGCCUCGAUGGCCUGUCGGACGGAACAACACAAAAAGCCGCCCUUUCCAUCAAGAACGCAGCCAGCAAAUUGCCCUUCCGAUUACGCAUCACAUCACCCCAGAGGGGGUGCCUAGCAUUGAGAUCACAUCCCACUACAACCUCACCUUCAUCCGCCAGCCGUACCACAGGAUCCAGCGCUGAUACAUCAAACCCCGCUGAAGGAGCAAGGUAUAAGGAAACAAAGGAAAUCGAUGAGCCAUUACUCCGCCGCAACCUCACCGCACAGCCCUCAACGCCCUCCAGCCGAAGGGGAAUAAAAUCGUGA